Gadus chalcogrammus (walleye pollock) is the source of this 7396-nucleotide messenger RNA. RefSeq names its product zinc finger and BTB domain containing 21 (gene zbtb21). Lineage: Eukaryota; Metazoa; Chordata; Actinopteri; Gadiformes; Gadidae. The transcript has 2 exons. Gene Ontology annotation, cellular component: nucleus. The coding region runs from base 482 to 3556 and encodes 1024 amino acids. Gene Ontology annotation, molecular function: DNA-binding transcription factor activity, RNA polymerase II-specific; RNA polymerase II cis-regulatory region sequence-specific DNA binding; protein binding. The record is from RefSeq and is a predicted model, not a curated record. Gene Ontology annotation, biological process: regulation of transcription by RNA polymerase II.
AAAACGGCAAUAAUUAAUAUUUGAAUUAGUAUUGGUUGCAUUAUGUUGCUUAUUGACACUUGCAGGCAGUACACAAUUCCCUAAUGAACAAAGUGAAACUUUUUUCAAUUACUAGGCUAAGUCACUUAUAGGGGAAGAAAAAUAUGCAGCAAAAUUCGCAAAGAUCUCUAAAUAUGAAUAUAUAUUUAGUUGUACUUCUAAUUAAUGCUAAAUAGAGUGUUAUUGACGCGCAUCAUUGAUUUAACCUGUUUCUUUAACAUUUCUCGAAACAUUCUGUUGUUGGCCACGCCCUUAGUGUUUAGACAGCCUAUCAAAGAAAGGCGCACGUGACGAGCGUUCUUUGCGAUGACCUCAUCCCUGGAGUGGGAUGACGUCAAAUUCAAGAUGGAUGGAAUCACGACCAACUCGUUUUCUACAGAAUUCUAUCCAUAGUCUUGGCUUUAAUGCUCAGUGGGAACAGAAGUAGUCCAAGAGGGAGACAAUGGAGACCCUAGUGCAUUACAACAACCCCUUCCACGGGCCUUCUGUGUUGGGGGUGCUCAACGAGCAGCGCCUGAGCGGCCAGAUGUGUGACACGGUGCUGGUGGUGGGGGACCAGAGGUACCAGGCCCACCGGAGUGUCCUGGCAGCCAGCAGUGAGUAUUUCCAGUCUCUGUUCACACGGACGGAAGCGGAUGCGCCGAAGGUGGUCCACCUGGAUUUCUGUGAAGCGGAUGCCUUUGAGAUAGUGCUGAACUACAUGUAUUCCUCCUCGCUCUUUGUGGACAAGGGAAGCCUGGCAGCCAUACAGGAGCUGGGCUACAGCUUAGGAAUCCCCUUCCUGACCAACAUCGUGUCCACAAGGCCUCACGUGUCCUAUUGUGUCUCCAGAAAGAGGCUUUCCUUCUCAGAGGAGGAUGAGACCGACAGUCAGACAAGGAGCGUCAUUGUGUGUCGGACUCGCAGUGACCGGAAAGCCACACAGAGGCCGCCAUUGCCCAGAUCCUCUCAGCAAGAAGCGCCUCAGCCUCCCACGCAUCAUAAUCCUCAACCUGUCAAUUCAAAGGCAAUAGGAACAAGUGACGAUGCCGAGCGCAAGCCCGUCUUUCCAUACAGUUCCAUACUGAAAGGCAACCCAUCGCUGUCCACCAUGAUCAGGCCGCAGCUCACAUCCUCUGUGUCUUUCAGCGACGUGGAAGUCCAGCAUAUUAGGUCCCAGCCCGGCUGCGAGAUGGGCAUUAAAGACGAGGAUCCCGUUUACCACGGCCGAAGUGCUUAUCAGGGACAGCCGGGUGAACACAGCCAGACCAUCGACCGAAGCGGGCCACUCAUCAAAAGCCUCCUGCGUCGAUCGUUGUCCAUGGACAGCCCCGUUCCAGUGUUCUCACCGACGCUUGAGCUGCAUGGCCGCGAACAGUCCGUCGUCAAAUUGGUGUCGAAGGCGACGGGGACGGAUACGUCCGUCCUCAACGGCAGUUCCAAAACAUCUUCGUCCCCGCUCGUUCUCAGGACAAAGUACCCCAGCGUAUAUGACGAACACGCCACUCAGGUAGACGAAGGGGUCUGCGUGAAGGCCGAGCCCGGCAGCCCUCUGGGGGACCCCCUGGAGAUUAUUCGGAUCACCAUCGGAGACACGUUGCCGGUAAACCUAAAACAUUUCCAACCAAAUAUCGAACAGGGGCCGAGGACGGGCUUUGAUAACUUUGCUAAGAGAAAGGGGAGGGCAGACAACAGGAGAUAUCCCUUCAAAAAGACCAGAGGGUUGAAUGAACAUUAUCCCUCUGAAAACAUCGCCGUGGCCGAUGACAUCAUGGCAGAGGGGAUGGCACCUUCGAAUCCCAGCCUAGACCGUAAUGACAAUGAUGUAGUCAAUGAUAAUGUUAGUGAGCCACGUCAGGGUAAGCUCUUCAAAUGCUGGAACUGUUUGAAAGUGUUCAGAUCCAAAGCCGGGCUGCAUCGCCACGUCAACAUGUAUCACAACCCCGAGAAGCCGUAUGCAUGCGAAAUCUGCCAUAAGCGCUUCCACACAAACUUUAAGGUGUGGACGCACUGCCAAACCCAGCACGGAGUGGUGCAGAACCCAGCCUCGUCCUCCAGCUCCUCCAUGCUCGACGAGAAGUUCCAGAAGAGACUGAUUGACAUGGUGCGAGAGAGGGAAAUAAAGAAAGCGCUGCUUUGGAAGCUCAAGAGGAAUAAACAAAGCCUACAGUCUCCUAAACUGACCAAAAACCGGCCGAGGACCAAAUUCACCUGUCCCUAUUGUGGGAAAGUGUUUCUGUUCCAGUCGCAGUACAAACAGCAUCUGAGGACCCACCCCGACGAAAAUGAUGAGGGGAACGCAUCGAGCAACCGGGACCUUUAUCAGGAACAGGACGCCCCCGUCCCAGAGAAGGCGGACCACCUGCCCGCCAACGUGUACGCCUGUAGACUCUGCAACGUCAAGCUGUCGUCCCUGUCGGAGCAGGGCGACCACGAGCGAGGCUGCCGCCACGCCACCGUGUGCCCGUACUGCGGCCUGCGCUUCUCCAGCACGGCUGUCAAGAAGGAGCACGAGGCUCACUGCAAGUACAAGAAGCUGACCUGUCUGGAGUGCAUGCGCACCUUCAAGUCGUCCUUCAGCAUAUGGCGCCACCAGGUGGAGGUCCACAAUCAGAACAUGAUGACGGUGAAGGAUCAGCUGAACCUCAAGCCGCAGGACGCCGAGGGGGACGAGGACGAAGAGGGGCCCGACGUGCUGGGACACGGCCAGUACGGCCACGACCACAUGCCGACGGGCAGUUCGGGAGAGGACGUGGACUACGGCCGCCACUCGUCGGGCCCGCCCGUCUACGACUCGGAGGACUCUUCGUCCUACGUGCCCGAGGACCUGAGCAUGGGACCCCACGGCAAGCUGGUCGUCAAGGAGGAGCCCAUGGAGGAGGCGGUGUGCGAACGGGAAAUCAUGGACGCCGAUGACGACAACAACGGCGCCACAGAGGAAGCGGGCGUCUGGCCGUGCGAGAAAUGCGGCAACCUUUUCAGCUCUCACAAAGACCUGGAGCGCCACCAGGAGCUGCUGUGUCACAUCAAGCCCUUCAUCUGUCACCUCUGCAACAAAGCCUUCAGGACAAACUUUCGCCUUUGGAGCCACUUCCAGUCCCACAUGUCCACCGGAGAUGACGCCGGGGCCAAAGAGGUCGACAGACGCCCGUCAUCGCCCUCCCCGUCCCCGCCCUUGACGCCUCAAACAACCUCUGAGCAUCCUGGCCCAGCGGCCGUUGCGGCCAAGCCAGCCCAGACCGUGCCUGUAGCCGCAGCGAUCGCGGAAGCGCCCAGCAGCCCGGAGCCGGGCAGCUCGUCAGAAUGCAAGGGCAAGAAUCCGGAAAUGGAAAGACAACAAGGCAGUCCCAGCCCUCUGUCGAGAUCCAACAGCGUGGAGCAGUCGUCUGGCACUCAGGAUCCUGACACUCUGUUCUACCAUGCGCCCACUCUCUCCGCCCUGACAUUUAAAAGGCAGUAUAUGUGUAAACUCUGUCACAGGACAUUCAAGACAGCGUUCAGUCUCUGGAGCCACGAGCAGAGUCACGGCCAUCUGUAGGCCUCUCACAGAGAGUGCACUUUUACCCGGCCCCCCCUACCCCCCUGACAGACGCUACCUAAUAUUGAUGUAACACACCUCUGCUUACACGCGUCAGCUUAAGAAAGGAAGACUUUGAAUGUAUAGCCUACUCGCUUGCCUCCAUGUCAUGUAUUCAAGUGGUCAUUAGAGGUGUAAUGGGUAAUGUGUGCAAUGAAACGCUAUUUUAGAUCUCACUAAAUGAGAUGGUUGGAUGGUUUGCAUAUUGUUACUUUAAACUAGUUUGCUCAUUUAGCAUUUUCUUCACUGGUUAACUUCUGGUGCUUUGUUUUUCUGAAAUGUUUUUUUUGUUGGCAUAAGUAAAACAUACGAUUAGGCAAGUGCUUUUGUAUAGAUCUAUUGGGUCUGUAGAUGUAUUUCUCAUGGUGGCCUCAGCAAACAUGUAAUAAGUAUGCACUUUGUUACUAAUCACUGUCCGUCUGUCACACAUAAGGAGUGUGAACCCAAGGACAUGUACACAUUUCCAAGAUGCAUUAUAUUGUUUUUAGAUCGGUGGGGAGCUGCAGAAUUGGAUGGUAUGAAUGAUGGGUAAUUUCAUCUUUCACUUAUUCUAAAUGCAUCAUAUCGUCUAUUCGCUGAUAAAUACCAAUUGAUGGCACAUGCAUAGAUAAGGUUUACGAGCCAUGGAAUUAACCAAGGUUCAUGCAGAAAGAAAUAUUUCCGAAAUAGUCAAAGGUUUGAGGAUCACAAUAUAUACUAGCCAUAGUUCAUUUUAGAGAAUUAAAUUAUAAUUCCCCACAUAUUCUUCACUACUGUCAUGGCCCAUUAUUAAUGAAACUUCAGAUAUUAUUUAUUUAUUUUGACUUCUGAGCAAUUACGAAGAUUCUUGACACACCUUAGCAAAACUAAGAGUCCUAGUUCCUGUUAAAUUAUAUUCUUACAAUGUUUUUGAGGCCUUAAACAUUUUCUCGAUUUCGAUCAUGUAGAAGCACAAGUUAGGUUUCAGAUCAAAAUAUUGACUCAGGCAAUUCAAAUUUACGGAAGACAAAAGUGGAAGGUAAAGGAAACAAUCUUUCUCAAUCUCUGUUUGACUCAUAAUUGAAAAGUAUUAUUUGAUUGUAUUCUGAUUCCCCGGAUAUUACUUUUCUCUGCCACCUCCAUAAAACCCUAAUCUUACCAACACAAGAGAGAGAGAGGUCAGUAGAACUGACAGCACACAUGGCUUGAGGUAUUUAUGUUACACAUCUAACAAUCAAAUACAUUUAAUUGAAAACAAAAAAAACACUCCUGUCAUGAUGAAGGGUUGUGUUUUGACCUGCCAAAGCCUAAACAUAUCCUGAACGGGUUGUGGCUUAACGACUUUAUAUUUAUUCAGAAAAGGUGGAUCUGCCCAAAAAUGGAAUUUGGAUUCCAAGUCAAACCGAAAACAAUGUUGUACAAUGUACUACAAUGGGUACUCCAAAGACAUGGUCUAACAAAAUAGAAAUCACCCUUGUCUAUAUUCUUCUUCAGAUAUUCUGUAUUGAUUAUAGUGCUCUUAAUUUUAUCAAGAAACUUUAUAUAAAUAUAUCUAUAUAUGAAAGAUUUCAAAGAAUAUCUAGAUUAUAAUAUUGUGUAUAUGGCAGUGUUUGUAUUUUUCGAUUUUGUACCUAUUUUGUUAGUAUAUAAAACAUUAUCUUUCUAGUAUUAUUGUGCUAUUACUGCAAUAAUUAAUAUUUGUAUUAGUAUUGGUUGCAUUAUUGUUGCUUAUUGACUCGCAGCAGUUUUGUGUUUAGGAUUUUCUACAGUUUUGUGCUUCAUUUCUGUAAUAAAGAAUAAUAAUCCAGUAUGUUUUACUUGUAAUCUAGGCAAUUUUGAGAUAUUAGAUACUCUACUCUACACAUUUGGUUGUGUAUUUCUAUUAUAACAAAAGUCUAUAAAUACUUUGCAUGUCCAUGAUAUCUGCCCUUGAAAUAAUGUUUUUAUGAGAUUUCCAUAAUAAUAGGGGAUUCCUGAUAAGUUUUUAUUUUGGUCAGAUGUUUUUCAAGGUUUUCAACCUAAGGGCACUUAUUCAAAUGGAAAAUAUAGUGGUACAUUUAGGAAGGACCGGUUUCAUCUGGGAAAUGAUAGACUGGAAAUCCUGUGUACUUCAUCUGUGAGGUCACAGCCUCACUGAAAAUAUGCUGAGGAAGUUUUCCCUUAGAUGAGGAUAUCCUCUUGCGUGCUAAAAGUUAGGUUGUUCUUAUCAUGCAAAAUUUCACAUGAACUCAUGAUUUGAGGUCACAAAGCCUUAUAUUACAGAUCGAUGUUCCCUUGGUUUGAAAUACAUUAUCCAUAUAAAUUAAAAUACAAAUCAAAAUCACUAGUCAAAUAUGGAUCGCAGUAAUCAGUGUUUAUUUUCAGGAAUUUACACAAUCUUUAUGCAAUAUAUUAUGACAACAUUUCCUAAUUGGUUCUACUUCAAAAAGGUGCAUGGCUUAAACAAAGGUUAUUGUAGAUAAAUCAGGGAGAUGAAUGUAAUCUUGCAACAAAAAACGUAAGCUACAGGUAGACGGAAAACUCAAUGUUGAACAUGGAACUGCUGCUCUUCUAACACAGAGACACAUUUGUCAGAGAUCAAAAGAUGCAGCUUCAAAGGUCGCCAAUUAGGCCCAUAUAAGUCUUUGACUGGGGUUUUCUUUCACAGCGCCAGUGUGUCUUUGAUAAGCCGCCUCAUGGUUGUGCUUACAGACGUGCCCAGCGUGUCAGUGAUCUGAAAGGUGAUUUUGUAAAGGUAGGGCUGGACGUCCUUGAGGCUGGUGUCAAACACGUUGUCCACUUCGGAUUGGGUUGGCAUUUUUGGCAGGUAUUCGUGGCGGUUGAUGACCUCAACGACGUUGAUCACCUUCUCACCAAGCUUCUCACCCACUUUCUCCCGACAGAUCUGCCUCUCUUGCUCAUUGGCCAGGUGGACAACGUUCACCUUAAUGCUCCACACCUCCCAGGGAAUGCACUCGUCAGAAAAUGGCCAGCGGGACUUUUUCUUCUGGUAGAACUCCAGUGAUAUGCGUCCCAUGCCAUCGCUGCCCGUGUUUCCCAAGGCAUCCUGAAAUGUUGAAAAUAAAAUCAAGCCAAGUUAGUUGAAAGGUCGAAUUGGUAGGCUAGCCAAAUCCAUUUUCACAUAGGCCUGCUUACCUUAAAUUCGGUCACAGCCUUACUGAUCACCCUGUCAAGUUCAUCCGAUGACACUCUGACAAAGGUGAAAUCAAUGAAAUCGCAGUCAAUGUCUUGGGUACCAACGGUGCCGAUGGAGUAAGUUCCUUCCUUUUUGUAGUGAAAUUUUCCAGUGCUGCGGUGCAAAAGGAUAGUGUGAAGCAGAGCAAGCAUUGCUUCUUCCACCUGUCUUGACUCCACCGUCAACUCAAGCACUUCCGAACGGCAAUUCAUUGUCAGCAACUUUAUAUUGCCAUUGACUGAUUAUUUAAGGUUGGCAGUAUUCUGCGUUGUCUCUAAAUACUGAACGGACAAAACACGGUUUGUUUACCUCUGUGAAUAGGCGUGGCCUAUGGGUACCGCGUUGUUGUUUUGUAACGUUUACCUCGUUGACAAGCUACAUCAACCCACUCUAUCAUACGUUACAGCAUGUAUUCGAUGGUUGAAAAUCAACGCUUAACGAAGCAUAGAACAAAAUAAUAACACCAGCGAGGCGAGUGUCUCCAUUACUCCGCGCAUAAAACGAUGACGACACUCUACGGGAAACGGAGUAGAUCAAAAUUAACAUUUGGGUGCAGUCCAGUCGCGAUCGACAUUCGAUACGUUUAACUGGAAAACACACCAAAUUAAGUACAACAAUUAUUUUUACACAGUAAAAAAAAAUGCUCGGUGGACACAACUUUCGGUAUA